AUGACGCGAAAUACGGUUAAAGCAGUUGUACUGAUCGGAGAUCCUGAACAACUGGCCCCAACCCUGAUCAGUGAGAACAGCGGCAAUCCGGAGGCAAGCUAUGCCAAGCGAUCGUUGAUGGAGCGGCUGCAAAAAACAGGUUAUCCCUGUGCAAUGCUACAUAACAACUACCGCUGCCAUCCCGAUAUCCUGGACAUGUUCAACCGCCUCACCUACGACGGUCAGCUGCAAGCGGCAGCAACUAAUUCACACCCUGAGCGAGUGGGCAAAGUUUGGACAAGCUUUGCGCAAGCUGCGGCAGAAAAACCACUAAAGUCUUCUUCGUUGGAGAAUCGAGGGCAGGUAAAGAUGGCCUUUGAUUUUUUGAAGGCUCUUUAUAGCCAUCAGACGGCCAAUCAAGAAAGAAUUCUUCCGUCUGAUGUUAUGUUGAUCAGCCCAUACAAAGCCCACAGGAAGGCAGUCGCAGAGAUGGCUAAAGAGCACCAUGUCAAUUUCAAUGAGAACGUCACUAUAGAUACUUCACAGGGCCAAGAGGCGGAGAUUGCCAUCUACAUGCUCGUCAGACCAUCCUGGAACCCACAUGAGGUUGGGAUUGUCGCCGACAAACGUAGGCUGAAUGUUGCUCUUAGUCGAGCAAAGCGAUUGCUCAUCGUCAUUGGGGAUCUCAAUGCAUGGGACCAGCAACAGCGACAAUCAUUGGCAAAGCGCAGGGCCAAAAAGCAACUGGUGGAGUUCCUGAACGAUAUGGCAAAGAAACAGGACGUCGUAAACUGGUUAUCUGCACCGGCCGCUCCUAUUUCGUCUAUGGCAUCGCUCACAAUCGUGCGUGAUUCCCCAAACUUGGAACCUCCUACUUCCUCCAAGAGACGUGAAGGAGAAGGAUCUCCAAGUCCUCGGAGCAUUGAUAUGUCUACGCAGAAUCUUGAGCAGGCACCACCAAAGCGGCAACGACUCAUGCCCAGUUCUUCAAGCUCCGGUGUCCACUCUGAUCUCUCUGAUUUCCACAAGAAUAUUGAUAUCUACGAGUUUAAACAUACAGCGGGGAAAAAACGAACUGGAUGA
Talaromyces rugulosus is the source of this 1062-nucleotide messenger RNA. RefSeq lists its product as uncharacterized. Gene Ontology annotation, molecular function: 5'-3' DNA helicase activity. NCBI's taxonomy places the organism in Eukaryota, Fungi, Ascomycota, Eurotiomycetes, Eurotiales, Trichocomaceae. The record is from RefSeq and is a predicted model, not a curated record. Bases 1 to 1062 code for a protein of 353 amino acids. The transcript is spliced from 2 exons.